Molecule: messenger RNA, 1980 nt
Organism: Knipowitschia caucasica
Lineage: Eukaryota; Metazoa; Chordata; Actinopteri; Gobiiformes; Gobiidae
Source: the annotation of a GenBank genome assembly
AUGGAGGCGGGGAAUCACGACUCCCGAAACCCUCUCCGGACCUCUGAACAGAACCCUCUCCCUCUCCGGACCUCUGAACAGAACCCUCUCCGGACCUCUGAACAGAACCCUCUCCCUCUCCGGACCUCUGAACAGAACCCUUUCCGGACCUCUGAACAGAACCCCCUCCGGACCUCUGAACAGAACCCUUUCCGGACCUCUGAACAGAACCCCCUCCGGACCUCUGAACAGAACCCUCUCCCUCUCCGGACCUCUGAACAGAACCCUCUCCGGACCUCUGAACAGAACCCUCUCCCUCUCCGGACCUCUGAACAGAACCCUUUUCGGACCUCUGAACAGAACCCUCUCCGGACCUCUGAACAGAACCCUCUCCCUCUCCGGACCUCUGAACAGAACCCUUUCCGGACCUCUGAACAGAACCCUCUCCGGACCUCUGAACAGAACCCUCUCCCUCUCCGGACCUCUGAACAGAACCCUUUCCGGACCUCUGAACAGAACCCUCUCCGGACCUCUGAACAGAACCCUCUCCGGACCUCUGAACAGAACCCUCUCCCUCUCCGGACCUCUGAACAGAACCCUUUCCGGACCUCUGAACAGAACCCUCUCCCUCUCCGGACCUCUGAACAGAACCCUUUCCGGACCUCUGAACAGAACCCUCUCCGGACCUCUGAACAGAACCCUCUCCGGACCUCUGAACAGAACCCUCUCCCUCUCCGGACCUCUGAACAGAACCCUUUCCGGACCUCUGAACAGAACCCUCUCCGGACCUCUGAACAGAACCCUCUUCCUCUCCGGACCUCUGAACAGAACCCUUUCCGGACCUCUGAACAGAACCCUCUCCGGACCUCUGAACAGAACCCUCUCCCUCUCCGGACCUCUGAACAGAACCCUUUCCGGACCUCUGAACAGAACCCUCUCCGGACCUCUGAACAGAACCCUCUCCCUCUCCGGACCUCUGAACAGAACCCUUUCCGGACCUCUGAACAGAACCCUCUCCGGACCUCUGAACAGAACCCUCUCCCUCUCCGGACCUCUGAACAGAACCCUUUCCGGACCUCUGAACAGAACCCUCUCCGGACCUCUGAACAGAACCCUCUCCGGACCUCUGAACAGAACCCUCUCCCUCUCCGGACCUCUGAACAGAACCCUUUCCGGACCUCUGAACAGAACCCUCUCCGGACCUCUGAACAGAACCCUCUCCGGACCUCUGAACAGAACCCUCUCCCUCUCCGGACCUCUGAACAGAACCCUUUCCGGACCUCUCAACAGAACCCUCUCCGGACCUCUGAACAGAACCCUUUCCGGACCUCUGAACAGAACCCUCUCCGGACCUCUGAACAGAACCCUCUCCGGACCUCUGAACAGAACCCUCUCCCUCUCCGGACCUCUGAACAGAACCCUUUCCGGACCUCUGAACAGAACCCUCUCCGGACCUCUGAACAGAACCCUCUCCGGACCUCUGAACAGAACCCUCUCCCUCUCCGGACCUCUGAACAGAACCCUUUCCGGACCUCUGAACAGAACCCUCUCCGGACCUCUGAACAGAACCUUUUCCGGACCUCUGAACAGAACCCUCUCCGGACCUCUGAACAGAACCCUCUCCGGACCUCUGAACAGAACCCUCUCCCUCACCGGACCUCUGAACAGAACCCUCUCCGGACCUCUGAACAGAACCCUCUCCGGACCUCUGAACAGAACCCUCUCCCUCUCCGGACCUCUGAACAGAACCCUUUCCGGACCUCUGAACAGAACCCUCUCCGGACCUCUGAACAGAACCCUCUCCGGACCUCUGAACAGAACCCUCUCCGGACCUCUGUGGCCCUGAGCUCAGAGGGGGGCCAGGCCGGCCUCCCCUCCUCCCCCGCCUCCCCCCGCCUCCCCCCUCCUCCCCCUCCGCCCCCCACACCUCCCUUUCACGCUCCUCUUUCUGAGUGGUUUCUGGCUGAACUUUCUCUGCGUUUUUUAAUCCGUUCUUUCUGA